Molecule: messenger RNA, 1126 nt
Organism: Zea mays
Lineage: Eukaryota; Viridiplantae; Streptophyta; Magnoliopsida; Poales; Poaceae
Source: RefSeq, marked predicted
CUCUCGCUCGGGCUUGGGCCAUGUCGCGCUUGUUCCUCGGCGCCGCCCUAACCGCCGCAGCGGCUGGGGUCCUGUCCUCAGCAACCUCGUGGAAGCUGUCGUCGCCUAUCCCACUCUCGGCUUCGCCCUCCUCUUCUCCGUCGGCGCCCGUAGGCCCGGCCGCGGUCACCGGCCACCUCGCCCUCGUCCGCGCGCACCCGGCUCUCCUCGAGCUCAACGCGAUGCUUACACCGGCCUCCUUCCUUGUCGACGCCACCCAGGCGCUCCUCGUGUGCGCACUUCGCUGUCCGCCUGUGUACCCCGAGAAGCUCCGGAAGCGCCGCGAAUCCUUCAACGCACAGAUCCUGUCCGCGGAGUCGGAUGGCCACGCGACAGCGGAGCGGGCGGCAAUGGCCCGGGCCAACAUAGCCGUCAUAGAUGCGCGCGAAGGCCGCCUACAGGACGCGCGCGACGUCAUGGUGCAGCUCGCCGCGGAGCGCCCAGGCAACACCACCUUGCACCUCUUCGCUGCCGCGUUCUGCCGCGUGCUGGGCCGCCACGCGGAGGGGGGUCAGUGUCUGCACGAUCCCGCCGUGCCCGACCUCUCCCGCCACGAGCACAAGAUUCUGUUCGCGACGGCCGUCCUUAGCGCCACGACGGGGUCCGUGCCGCGCGCUGUGGCGGCCUCGGAGGAGCUGGUCCUGACCAGCACGCUUGGGCUGCUCGAGAUAUCGAUGUGGUACUUCUUCAAGCACGGCGAUCUGCCGGAGAGGCUGCAGGUGUUAGCGUUGAUGGCAUUCUUGCGGGGCGUCGUUGCGAAGAAGCUAAACAGAGAUGAUGAACGACCUGCCCCGAGCCACCGAUGGAGAGUUCUCUUGAAAACUCCAUUUAGAUUGAGGUGACUGUCUGAUGGCAACUUGGUUAAGACAGAAUAUUCAAGUGAAGCGCUGAUCAUUAACUGUUUUGAAAGUGCUAUUACUGCUAUACCGACCAAUUGCAUGAAUUGAUGUCCAAAUUUCACUUUUAUCUUGGUACUGCCAACAUAUCGUAUAUACUCAUACAAAAGUAAUGCUUACCCUGGCUUGGCAACAGAGGAGUCAACAGCGAUGUUAAACAUGAUGAAUAUGAAUUGCUGGAUUUACAUUUC